AUGAAGAGCACUGCAGUUUUGGCGUUUGCUUUGGUAACUCUGUGUGUUAUGGAAUGCUAUGUAUCAGGUACAACAAUUUAUUAUUAAGUCAUUGUUAGAUUUAUUAUUAUUAGAUUUUGUUAACUAGUAGGCCGACAGGAAUCUUUCACGUGCAACAAGAAUAUGACCGUCAAAAAUAAACUUAUUUCUAGCCGUGAGUUUUAAAGCGACCUUUUUAAAAACAGUCCGGCUAUUUUAAUUUCAAAACAAGUUUUGCGUUACUCUGGCAGUGAUAGAAAUUUCGGUUAUUUUCAGUCUCUACCAACAGUUUGCCGAACUCUCAGUUACACACACACACAUUAGUGUUUCCAAAAUGGUUGCCACAAAAAGACACUUGUUAGAUGUUUUGGCCCUCUGUGUAUGGAUCUAGUUAUCAAAACACAAUUUAAAAAUGUCCUAACUUGCGGAGCUGGGCUUAUAAAAUCAUUACGUCUUUUUCAGCUGUUCACUUUAAGCGAAAGGAGGAACCACAAGUCGCUAAACACGACAGUCCAGGUAAGUUUAUUUUUUGUUUAGUUAUUUAUUUAGUCACUCACAAAACAUACAAACAUUAAGCGAAUUGAACAAUAGCUGUCAAAUAGAUUGUUAAAAAAGUUAAUGUGACAAGGAAGCCUAACGAAUCCUAACUGAGAGCUCAUAUUCAUUAGCCACAGGAACGUGUGACGCACCCCUAAGAACGUCUGCGUGGGAGGCUAUAUAUUCAUAGGCUUCCUUAAGCUACAAUACUCCCAACAAUACUCGUCAAAAAUCUUGAAACACUUGUGUCUAUUUGCCCUUCCCUUAUGUUGAUUUGGGUAUCUCAGUGGUCUCAGUGGUUCAAAAUGCGCGUGGCUCAACAUUAAGGAGGGAGAAGGCACAUUUCAGGGGGGAAAACAGUGUGAAGUAGAAAUCUCAUGAUUUUUCCAGAAAAUUCGAGAGAAACGGUGUCUGUUUCAACGAUUUGUGACGAGUAUUGUAGAUUACUCAGUAAUUACCUGCUUGAGAACAGAGUAUAUAGAAAACAUAAAACUUAAUAAGCGACAGAAUGACCAUCAAUGAUAUAAUUCCAAGAUUUUUUUUAAAAAAACAAAUGUGGAAGAAGAGUUGGUUAAUGAAAUAGGCAACGAAAUCCACAUUUUUGGUCCCCGAUAAAGGAUACUGAACCGCUGAAUAUUCAUUCCACAAAAAUGAGGUCUACAGUAUAUACUUAUAGGCUAGUCGAGUUUCAUAAUGAUGGACCUGGCUACUACUUAGGGACCGUACGUUUAUUACGUCCCAGGGGAGGGGGGGUUUGGGAGGGGAGUACAAUUUUCUAAGAGGCUUGAUUUUGGAGGGUCAAUUUUGAAAAUGCACAAAACGUGAGAGGGGUCGAAAUAUUAAGACACAGGGCUGGCCUUCUAUGUAACAGUUGUCAAACUAUAUUAUGGUUCUUUGCCAACAAUAAAAUGUUACCCGUAUAAAGCUUGGCCCAGAAACCUAUCAGCUAUUUCUGCUACCAGGAAUGUAGCGUGCAUGAAGGCACAUAUGCCUAUGCACACAGCUGAAAUCCGGAAAAAAAAUAUAUAGAUUUUCUUUUCGUGAGUCUGGCAGCGAUAGCAAUUUCGGUUAUUUUCAGUCUCUACCAACAGUUUGCCGAACUCUCAGUUACACACACACACACACACUAGUGUUUCCAAAAUGGUUGCCACAAAAAGACACUUGUUAGAUGUUUUGGCCCUCUGUGUAUGGAUCUAGUUAUCAAAACACAAUUUAAAAAUGUCCUAACUUGCGGAGCUGAGCUUAUAAAAUCAUUACGUCUUUUUCAGCUGUUCACUUUAAGGAAAAGGAAGAACCACGAGUCGCUGAACACGACAGUCCAGGUAAGUUUAUUUUUUGUUUAUUUAUUUAUUUAGUCACUCAUAAAACGUACAAACAUUAAGCGAAUUGAACAAUAGCUGUCAAAUAAAUUGUUUAAAAAAAGUUAAUGUGACAAGGAAGCCUAACGAAUCCUAACUGAGAGCUCAUAUUCAUUAGCCACAGGAACGUGUUACGAACCCCUAAGAACGUCUGCGUGGGAGGCUAUUAGGGAGCUUAAGCAAAGACGACAGGGAUGUCAGCGAGAAGGGCAAAACAGGAAUAGGUUUAGAUUGGCAAAACAACAGCUCUGCACGUGCAUCAUGCUUUUUGUACAUGGCUUUGCCGUCACCGCACGACUACGACGUGAAAAUGCCUAACUUCACGUAUUGUGGAGGACGUGAACACAAAACAACGACUUUGUUUUUCUUUUCCUGAACUUCGUUACCCUCUUUCAGAAUUUAACUCAAGAAAAGAAUUGCCAGCAUUUGACGAAUUGAUCGAGAUGGAAUUUGCGCUGUGAAGUUUAACGCAGCGCGACUUUACUUUGUUCGUGACGUUUUCGUAGCCGUCGCCGUUGUUGUUGCUUAAGCUCCCUAUAUUUAAGCAAUAGAAAACGUUUUCCGUGUUUGCACAGCCUGUUAUAAACACGAGAGGGGUUGGGAGAAUUCGAGACAGUUAUGCAAACCCGAGACGAAGUCGAGGGUUUGCAUAACUGUCGAGAAUUCUCCCAACACCUCGAGUGCUCAUAUCAGGCUAUGCAAACACAGGAAAAAAGUUUUCUAUUGCUUUUAUAAAAUAACUUUCCCUUUCCCUUUACACAGUCCAGUUUUAAUAUUUAUACAGUCCAGUUUUAUUUUUUACAAAGUCCAGUUUUAAUAUUUAUACAGUCCAGUUUUAUUUUUUACACAGUCCAGUUUUAUUUUUACACGGUCAAUACACAGUCCAGUUUUAUUUCCUGUGUAGUUACCAGACCUCUUUCGCUCUACUGUAACACGUGUUAUCUCACGGCAGCCAUUUUGUAUAUAUUUCCUUGCGACGAUGGAUUCAGUCAUCAGGCAGGUUGUUCGAGAGGAACUGAGAAGUUCAAAUUCUAGUCUUCCAGAAACUGCGUCUUCUACUAAUCAAGAUGAUCAGGGAAGACGUGAAAACGAAUCAGAUGUGGCUGGAUCGUCACGAAGUUCGUUUUCAUCACGAACAGUGGGCCGUUUGGGGUGUUUCUAAAACGAAGACCCAAAAACGAAGACCUAAGACCCCCGGGGGGAGGGGGUACUCCCUUAUAAGGGCUUAAUGGGGACGUGCAGCCAGCCAGGGUAUGUUUUUCGGGAUUUUUGUCAUAAACAGGGUAUCGAUUUUAUCAUUUUUUGUCUUAAUCAGGGUAUCGAUUUUAUCAGUUUUUCAAACAGGGUAUCUUUUCUUGAACGAUAAACAGCCUGCGCGUAUGUUCUACGAAUGUCUUAAACAGGGUAUCAAAAUCGGAAUUCUGUCUUAAACAGGGUAGGAAAAUCAGCGAUUUUUGUCUUAAACAGGGUCGGGGUAUAAGGGGCCGGACCGCACCUUCCGACCCAAGGAUAUAUCGAGUACCCCCCCGGGCUAAGACCUAAGACCCCGUGGACUAAAACGAAUACCCUUGGACUAAAACAAAGACCCUCUGGACUAAAAUGAAGACCCUCGCAGGGUGUUUAUCGUCCAAGAAAAGAUACGCUGUUUGAAAAAUUGAUAAAAUCGAUACCCUGAUUAAGACAAAAAAUGAUAAUAUAAAAUCAUACCCUGUUUAAGACAAAAAUCCCGAAAAACGUACCCUGGCUGGCUGCUCGUCCCCAUUAAGCCCUUAUAAGGGAGUACCUCCCUCCCCUGGGGGUCUUAGGUCUUCGUUUUAGAAACACCCCAAACGGCCCACUGUUCGUGAUGAAAACGAACUUCGUGAUGAUCCAGCCACACCUGAUUCGUUUUCACUUCUUCCCUGAUCAUCUUGAUUAGUAGAAGACGCAGUUUCUGGACGACUAGAAUUUGAACAUCUCAGUUCCUCUUGAACAACCUGCCUGAUGAUUGAAUCCAUCGUUGCAAGGAAAUACAAAAUAACACGCGUUACAGUAGAGCGAGAGAGGUCUGGUAACUACACAGAAAAUAAAACUGGACUGUGUGAAAAAAUAAAACUGGACUGUGUAAAAAUUAAAACUGGACUGUGUAAAAAAAAUAAAAAUGGACUGUGUAAAAAUUAAAACACUUACUGGACUCUGUAAAAAUUAAAACUGGACUGUGUAAAAAAUAAAAUUAGACUGUGUAAAACCACAACUGGACUGUCAAAAACCAAUACUGGACUGUGACCCUCUUGGGCCAUCGUAUAGUUAUUUUAUAAAUAUUCAUAGGCUUCCUUAAGCUAGAUUACUCAGUAAUUACAUGCUUGAGAACAGAGUAUAAAGAAAACAUAAAACUUAAUAAGCGACAGAAUGACCAUCAAUGAUAUAAUUCCAAGAUUUUUUUUAAAAAAAACAAAUGUGGAAGAAGAGUUGGUUAAUGAAAUAGGCAACGAAAUCCAGAUUUUUGGUCCCCGAUAAAGGAUACUGAACCGCUGAAUAUUCAUUCCACAAAAAUGAGGUCUACAGUAUAUACUUAUAGGCUAGUCGAGUUUCAUAAUGAUGGACCUGGCUACUACUUAGGGACCGUACGUUUAUUACGUCCAGGGGAGGGGGGGUUUGGGAGGGAGGUACAAUUUUCUAAGAGGCUUGAUUUUGGGGGGUCAAUUUUGAAAAUGCACAAAACGUGAGAGGGGUCGAAAUAUUAAGACAUAGGGCUGGCCUUCUAUGUAACAGUUGUCAAACUAUAUUAUGGUUCUUUGCCAACAAUAAAAUGUUACCCGUAUAAAGCUUGGCCCAGAAACCUAUCAGCUAUUUCUGCUACCAGGAAUGUAGCGUGCAUGAAGGCACAUAUGCCUAUGCAUACAGCUGAAAUCCGGAAAAAAAUAUAUAGAUUUUCUUUUCCCGAAAGCAUUUUUAUCAUUAUAUUGGGAUAAAUAUUUCGCAUUAUAUUGGUGUUUUUGUGUUAGGAUUUCCUUUAUCCUUUUACUGAUUAAGUGGAGUGAAAUGGAUCCGAAUGUGAAGCCACAGACCCUGCAAUGGUUGAGACUUUUGACCAUGCCAACUGCAAUUCUAUCCCGGGGUAUAAUGUAGCUCUCAUAACUUUGUUGACUUAUCCUGUCAACAUGCACAGCAAAGCGUAGCUUCAGCGGUUUGUGGAGACUGCAAACUCCUUUACGAAGGACCGUGACAGACGAGAGACUGAGCUCUCUUGCAAUUCUGCACAUGCACAUGGCAUUAUAACAGUUUUACCCGUCUGAAGGGUACACAUCUCGCCCGCUUGUAAUUAUAACGUCCUUGAUGGCGCCACUGUUUUACCCUUGUUUGCCGUAAACAGUUUGUACCUUACCGAUCGUCUUUAUUUACUGAAAAUGGUAAAGAAAACGCAAGAGAUGGCACUUACGAGACCCUAAAUUUGAAAAAUCUCCGGGGGAGCAUGCCCCCAGACUCCCCCAGGUUUCUUCCCCCGCGUGCACCUUCAAAAUCACACGCUAUGCUGACAACUACCGGCAUCUUAUAGCUUAUGAAAUCAAUGCCCAAGGAUGGAAGAAGAGACUUAGUCUAGAACAGUUUGGAGAGGGGGGGGGGGUGCAUUUUAAAAAUUUUCAUUACCAAGGAGGGGUUCAAUGGUCAUAUGUAAUUAUUUUAAGGGGGUACAGUUUUGAUACACAAUGCUUUUCUGAACCCUUCCCCCCACCCCCGACCGGGAUGUAAUAAACGUACGGUCCCUUAAAAAGAGGUUAAGGAAGCUACUGGCAAAUGAUCAUGGUGAUACGGGUACAUAAAAGAUCAUCAAAGUAUUGAUGCUAUAUAUAUGUCACCGACUUUAAGUUGGCUAAAUAAAGGCGCGGUGCGACUAGUAAGUGAGCUUUUGCUACCUAAUUUCGCGAUUUCAACGCGCAAAUAUGAGAAAAGGACAUUUCGCGAUUUAAGCAUUCUCAAAUUUCUAGUUAACCUGUAAAGCAAUGUGUGAAAGCUUUACAAAUUAACCUUGUUUCACUCUGAAUAUACAAAACGAAGUUUACCAGUCUAACCAGUUAACAAGGUAUAUUGUCGAUACAUAUCCCGUAUAUGAUGUUGCUAUUUCAAGUUGAUAUUUUUUUUCCUGUGAUUUGAAUUUUUUACAUGAGUAUUUAAUUUCGCGUGCUUAAAUUUCACGAGGAUUUAUUUUCGCGGGUCCUUAUUUUUGCGAUUUUUUUGCAAUCGGGAAAACGCGAAAUUAAAGACCCGUGAAAUAAAGUACCAAGAAAGGUAAGUACAGUUUUGGCGUUUGACAGCACUUCAACAACACAAGUUCUUACGUGUUAAGCUACGCAACUAAAUGCCUUUUCCAUGUUCUCUCUUUAUAGCGUUCAUCAACAAUGUAAAGGUUGAGGAAAUGAUCCGCAGGGAGCCGUCAGGACACCAUUCUGGGAAUCGAAGAGGGCCCCCGUUUGGACACCAUCAUGGGAUUCAAAGAUGGCGCCCGUCUGGACACCAUCCUGGGAAUCAAAGAGGGUCCCCGUUUGAAUACCAUCAUGGGAAUCAAAGACGGCCCCCGUUUGGACACCAUCGUGGGAAUCAAAGAAGGCCCUCGUUUGGACAUUAUCAUCAUCCUCAUAACAAUAACAACAACAACAAUAACAAUAACAACAAUAACAAUAACAACAACAACAAUAACAACAACAACAAUAAUAACAACAACAACAACAAUAACAACAACAACAACAACAGCGUUAUAGAAACCCUCUAUUGUGAAUAUGGGAAAUCAAGUUGUGAAUGCAACGAAACGGCAGAGGUUUGUAUAUUCAACCUUGAAAUUGACGAAAUUCAAACCUUCACCAGUUAUGAGAAGUUAUUCGUAAAUGAACCUCCAGGAAUAGCUACGCGUGGCUUCGAAGGAGUGGGUUAUUAUAUCAAUGAAAGUGGAAUACCUCUGCCAGGACCUCAGCCUCUGGGUGACCCUAAUGCACAAUGUGCAACAUUUAACAAUGCGAAUUGCACUAGCCCUCAGUUCGUAGAUGGUAAAACGUACCGUAUGGCAAUAGCCGUCAACGGACAAAUUCCUGGACCUACCUUGAUUGUUCACGAGGGGCAAACUGUUAUUGUUCAUGUUGACAACAAGCUUACUACUGAAGGUAUUUCCGUUCACUGGCAUGGGAUGCACCAGAAAGGAGCACCUUGGAUGGAUGGCGUGGGACAAGUAACUCAAUGUCAUAUAGGACCCUCAUCUAGAUUUUCAUACAAGUUUAAGGCUAGUCCUUCUGGGACGUUUUGGUACCACUCUCACAGUGGCACUCAAAGAACAGAUGGCUUAUUCGGUGGUCUUAUAGUUAAAGAAAAAAAAGAAAGAAUGGCAAAGCUCACUCGGCUUUUAAACCGUGAAUUUGAGGACCGUCCAGAUCAGCAUACCUUAACGCUUAUCGAAUGGCAAAAUGAGGCAUCCUUGGAUCUGUUCACACAGUUUAAAGCUGGUGGUUUUUUUAAAGACAAGCCGAUUGGCGAGGUACCAACUAAAGUUGACGAGAAUUCAAAACUUUUUCCUACUGUUAGUUUUGAUAACGGAGGGGCCGGCCCUAUCCCAUAUUUUUCUGGAAUCAUAAAUGGCAAAGGAAGACAUCCUGAUGUUCCAUACCCUAAAACAAGACUGAGCAUGUUUACUGUUGAGCCCAAAAAGACAUAUCGCUUCAGGCUGAUUGGAGCCCAAGAAGGGUACGCUUACAAAUUCUCCAUUGAUGGUCAUAAGCUGACUGUGGUGGCCACAGACGGCUAUUGGAUUAAACCCAUAGAUGACGUUGACUACAUCAUUAUCCAAACCGGAGAGAGGUAUGACUUUCUACUAAAAGCAGGAGAAGAAGUAAAAGACUACUGGAUACGUGCAGAGACGCUGGAGAUAGAUGCAAAGGCGGAAGGUCCACCCUACCCGACACUAAACCAUCUGGCAGAGGCUAUUCUGCACUACAAAGAAGGAACAGAGAGGGGAAAUCCGGAUGAUGAUAUACCGUCCACAGAAUAUGAAAGAAUAAAAAAUGAGUCUGCAGCCCGUCAGUGCUCCAAAGACAAUCAAUGCAAAGCGGUGAACUGUCCAUUUGAGAACUUCCAUCACUCCUAUAACAUUAACUGUAUUAACGUUCAAAACUUAAGUUUACUUGAGCCAACUUCAGACAACGAACUUCCAAAACCUACAGCGAAUUGCCCAGAUUGUACGCAUUUCAUGAAUUUCAAUUUUGAGGGUUCCUCUACUACUAGUUCAGUGAAUGGGCGCAAUUUCAUCCUUCCUUCCUUUCCACCCCAAACGCAAAAUCAAGAUUUUCUAAGCAAGUCCAAAAUUUGUAACAACAGUGCUGAUUGCAAUCCAUCGACAAUUGAGUGCUCGUGUGUCUACAAGAUUGACAUUCCAUACAACGAAACUGUUCAAUUCGUGUUUUCAAAUGUUGGCGGCAACCCCAGCAUGAGCCAUUCUCAUCCAAUUCACCUUCAUGGCCAUUCAUUUCAUGUUGUUCAUGUUGGAUAUCCAGAGUAUAAUCCGGACAAUGGUUUUGUCAAAGAACACAACAAAGAUAUUUCCUGUGAUGAUGUCAAUUGCACAAAGGAUGGUUGCGACAGUACGCGUUGUACCAGACCAAGGUGGGCGAGCGCGCCACCGCUCUUUUCUAUAAAUGCAUCUACGGUAAGGAAGGACACAGUUUCAGUCCCUGCCGGGGGAUACGUUGUCAUCAAUUUCAUAUCCGAUAAUCCUGGCCAUUGGUUUCUUCACUGCCACAUAGAGGGGCACCUGCUCGAGGGAAUGGCGUUGAUUGUCAAUGAAGCCUCAAAGGAGCAACAAAAGUUAACACCACCCCCAGGGAUUGAGAAAAUUAAGUGUGGAGACUUUGAGCUAGACGAACCGUACUGA
This is a messenger RNA of Porites lobata, 8802 nucleotides long. The record is from the annotation of a GenBank genome assembly. Lineage: Eukaryota; Metazoa; Cnidaria; Anthozoa; Scleractinia; Poritidae.